AUGCCGCCGAUCGCUGUGUUUAGAGACAACUCUCUCAGCCAAAGCUUGCGACUUUGUUCCCAGGACCACGGCAUCCAAGAUGGAAACCAAACCGAACACCGGUGUCUUGAAGGGACUGCAUGUUCAACGUCGUCCAGCGACUCUCACUACACCAAGUCAGCCAUCUGGAGCCUCUUCCCAUCGCCCGAAGACCCAUACCUGCGCCUCCCAUCGAACAACAUAGGCUCAGGAUCCUUCCACCGGCUGCACCGACGAGCCUCGGGCGUUGACAUGGUGGGACUAUCGAUCGGCAUGUCCUUUCUCUUCGUGAUCCUGGGAAUGCUGGGGUGUGUGAUGCUCGGGAAGAAGGGCAACGAUCGGAAACGCAAGGGUUCAAAUAAGCGCACGAAACGCAUCAGGAUCCGCCGUCGACAAAGCGCUUUCCAGCACGCCAACACCUGCCAGACUACUCAUGCGCACUUGCAUGGGCACGAAGUUUAUGAUCACCGCCAUGGCCACACUCGACAUCAUCGAUCACACAGCAGUAGGCAAGAUUGGACUGUCCAACAUCCCCAGAUGGUUCAUGAGGAUCCCGGGGUUUGGACUUCAUAUCCGGAGCCCAUCCAUGUGACUCAUGGAGGGCCUGCCAACGACAUGGAUGCACCACAGGAUGAUACAAGAGACAAACCACCGAACAAUGGCUGGGAUUGGAUGAGAGGGCAGAUGGGUAGUGAUUAG
Messenger RNA from Ilyonectria robusta, 717 nucleotides. RefSeq lists its product as uncharacterized. The transcript has a single exon. Bases 1 to 717 code for a protein of 238 amino acids. The record is from RefSeq and is a predicted model, not a curated record. NCBI's taxonomy places the organism in Eukaryota, Fungi, Ascomycota, Sordariomycetes, Hypocreales, Nectriaceae.